This is a messenger RNA of Zasmidium cellare ATCC 36951, 993 nucleotides long. RefSeq lists its product as uncharacterized. The transcript is spliced from 2 exons. Lineage: Eukaryota; Fungi; Ascomycota; Dothideomycetes; Mycosphaerellales; Mycosphaerellaceae. The coding region runs from base 1 to 993 and encodes 330 amino acids. The record is from RefSeq and is a predicted model, not a curated record.
AUGAACGAUGCAGCAACCCUAGAGCAUGAGGUUCGAAGUCUGACGAAGCAGGCCUCGCACCUCAAAAGCACAAUUGACAAGAUCUCUGCACAACAAGCCGACGGUCAAAUCGGCCCAGCAACUACCAUACAUGACCAGCAGCGGCAGCUAGUUACAAAGCUUAAAAAGGUUCACCGCAUGUUAGAAGCAAAAAGCAAGAUCCUCAAGCGGCGACGUGCCGGUCAAGCCACCCCAGGAGCGUCUGUGGCUCAUGACGAUAGUGCUGGAUUGCUCAAGCACGCAGGCACCUCUGGCGAGACCUCAUCUCGAUCGUCAAAUGCCAGCCAAGAGUCAGCAGAUUCAGACGAGUUGAGCAGCAGACGCAAGCAGCAUGGAGAUGAAGGAGCUCCCGCACCAGCCUCUGUCGAGGUCGACACGCAAUCUGCAGCCUCCGAUCAGUCGUCCGCAGUGUCUCCUCCUGCUGUCCCAGCCACUGUCACGCAGCGAAGGGCUCCAUCUCCCGUCAACACUGAAGCUCCAAAUUCGAACAAUGCUCCGGCAGGACAAGGUCGCAGUCAACAAGCUCAACUACGUGCCCGCAACCGGCGAAUCAUCCAAAGCCUCGCUGAAGGCCAGCUUGCUGUGGAUGAUCCCCUGUAUUGGACCAUCGUUCGCGAAGGACGAUACCUCGUUGAGCUCCACUCUCCAGACUCUAUGUGUCAUGCAAACUGCCGCAAAAACGGUACUCAGCGACAGAACGGCGAGUCGACUCCAGUCACGACUUUCUUCAAGGGUACUAAAGGCCUGAAACGUCACGUCACCUCCACGCAUAAAUGGCAGGGAUGGGCGGGAAUUAGUGAGGCGGAGGUCGUCCGCCUUGGACACAAGAGGAGGUUGUCGGACGACGAGAUCGACGCCGUCUUCCACAGGCGGCAUGCGCAGUUCCAGGUGGAGGCCUGUCUACCGUACAAGGGCUGUACGUGCACCUUACAUCUUCCUCCAGACUCAAACUAA